AUGGAAGAAUCACCAGCAACAGCAGAACCUCUAAUUUAAUGUAAGAUGUUUUUCAUAGCAGUAGUAACAAUAGGUUAAUAUUAAGAAUCAGAGAACAAAUCUAUAUACAAUUUUAUGGAUAUAACUCAAGUUCAGAGUGGCAAUGAUCUCAUAGAAGCAGCAAAAAAAAAUAAAAUGCCAAUAUUAAAUGCUUCCGUAGAUACUGUACCAAACAUCUAUGAUAUUGAAGAUGCUGAUAAACGAACUGUCUUACAUUACUUAGCAUUAAACUCUAAUACUUUUAUAUAUAAUAGGCUUUUAAUAAAAUUUUAGCCUCAAGCAUAAUAAUGGUUGUUAAAGGAAGAUAAAUAUGGUCUUUAAGCGAUUCAUUAUUUUGUUUACUCAGGUAAGAUUGAGAUGUUAGAUGAAAUAUCGAGAUAUUAUAAGCCUAAAAAUUUAUUAGGAAUGGCUUCAUAUAAAAAUGAUGUUGUGGCUAUGAUUUAGAUCAGGGAGAAGAUGGAAGAUGAAAAGGUCUACAGUAAAUAUCAAGAUUCUGUAACACCUUUACAUUUAGCCUGCUAUACUAAAAGUGAUUAUGCUGCAAUAGUUUUAAUGCGAUGGAAACACCCUUUGAAUAUAUAAGAUGCAAAUGGCAAUACCCCUUUGCAUAUUGCUGCUAAGAAUAACAAUUAUAAAUUAAUAAGAAAAUUAAUUUAGAGAGGAGGGAGCAUUAAGUUUAAGAACAAUAAUAAUUAGUUACCAAUAGAAUUGACAUCAGAUCCCUAAACUCUUGAUGCUUUGAAAUCUUUUCGAUUUUCUUGGAAAUCUCUAUUACUUCAAUUAAAUUUGAAACCAAGUAUAAAUUAUUAUAUUUAGGAAAAAGAUCGGCUAUGUAGGCUUUAAUAUUUUUAGUAUUUUUUUCAAUCACAAACUUUGGGACUGUUUUCUUGGUUUAAAUUGCAAAAACCAAUGACAAAAGCAAUGGAAGUUUUAUAUUAUUCAUCGUAAUUGUAACAUUGUUUUCUAUUUGUUUUUUUUUGGUAUCAUACUCAAAUCCAGGUUAUGCUAAAAUAAAUAAUGAGUAUAAUUUGAUCAUAAAAUUAGAUAAAAUUUGAAGGAAAUAUUACAUAAAUUGGAAGCUUAUGAAAUUUGUUAUGAUUGCUUUAUUUAAAUUCCUAAUAGUUCGAAGCACUGUGAAUUUUGUAAAAGAUGUGUUCUUAGAUAUGAUCAUCAUUGUCCUUGGAUUAAUAAUUGCGUAUAUAUAGUUAUUUAACUUCAGGUUGGAAAUGACAAUUAAUCCCUAUUUUGGUUGUUUCUUUUAUUUUUAUUUCUUGAUUUUCUUCUUCUUAUAAUACUUGGAAUUUUGGAACUGGCAGAUCAAAACGCCACUCUGAGCUCCAAUAGCUUUACGAUUUUAAUUAUUCUCACUGUAAUAGAAUGUUUGUUCAUGAUUCCAUUAUUAAAUUUGAUUCUUACAUAGAUAAGAAAUUAUUAUACUGGUUUGACUACAUAUGAAAGAUUGAUAUUAGGAAAACCUCCAAACAAAAAGAGAGAGUCCAUAAUUUAAAAAAUGUCUUUUGUUUAAUAGGCAUGA
This is a messenger RNA of Paramecium octaurelia, 1573 nucleotides long. Lineage: Eukaryota; Ciliophora; Oligohymenophorea; Peniculida; Parameciidae. The record is from the annotation of a GenBank genome assembly.